UUGAUCCUUUCUCUUAUACUGAAACUUGUGAGUUGUGUGAAUCAGCUGUUACACCUAAUGACAAGUGGUUACUCACUCGUUACUUGAGAAGACUGAUAUUUAAGCUCUGAACUGUAGAGACAUUUUCAGCAUUACUUAGCAGAUAUACAAAUAAGAUAAAGACAGCCAGGAUGGUCAAGUUAUUUGCAGUGUGUGUGCUGUACAAGGGUACAGAGAGAGCACAUUUACUGAAGACUGCUUAUGAUCUGUCGCAGUUCAGUUUUUUUCAACGUGGGUCAGUUCAAGAAUUUAUGGCCUUCACAAGCAAGAUUAUUACAGAGCGCAGUAACCCCUGUUCAAGACAAUCUGUAAAAGAACAGGAAUACAUGUGUCAUGUGUAUGUGCGGGCUGACAACUUAGCUGGUGUAGUUAUCUCAGACCACGAGUACCAGUACCGAGUUGCUCACAACAUGCUUAAUAGGAUUAUAGAUGAUUUUGCAGCCAAAGUUCCUUCACAUUUAUGGCCAGACACUGAGGAAAGUGCUAUCCCAUAUACUGAAUUACCGGCAACCCUGGCUAGGUGGCAGAAUCCCCGUGAGGCGGACUCCCUCACAAAGGUUCAAGAGGAAGUUGAAGAAACCAAGAUCAUAUUGCACAAGACCAUUAACGCAGUAUUAGAACGAGGAGAAAAACUGGAUGAUUUAGUCAGCAAAUCAGAAAAUUUGAGCAUGCAAUCUAAAACCUUUUACAAGACUGCCCGCAAAACCAACUCCUGUUGCACCUUUGGAUAACAUGCUGCUCUAAGCACACUGUGGAGUGGACCUGUUGUGGCAGUCACUGUGGAAGAGAUUGAGAUUGAUUCAUCAUGCAUUUGUCUCUGGUACAGUAUGUGAAGUAAGAAUAUGAUGCAAGAGUUUUGAGUAUUGUAGAGAAGGAAGAAAAUUUUAUGGAUAUUGAGGGAAUUGAUAGUGUCUAAAUAUUUAAUAUUAAUUAAAUUUGUGUUUACGGUGAAUAUGGAUUACGAUGUGGUGUUGUCAAUACAUGAAAUUACUUUUAUUUAAUUUUUUUAAAGGUUUUACAAAUCUUUAGAAUUUACAGUCUUCUGGCAUAAGAAUUAUGUUAAUAAAGAAAAACUACAUAAUUCCUUGAAAAUGAAACCUCGUGAUUGAGUUGCAACAAUACACAAGAAUAUAUUGGACUGGUAUCACGUUCAGUUACACAGUUGUUGAAGGCGGUAUCAGAGAAUGGUAAUGAUAGUAUGUCAAAAAAAUUCAUUCCAGUUUGUUAAUUAUACAGUUUGUUAGUACAGUACAGAUAUUCACUAUAAAUAAAAGUAGAGGUUAAAAGAAAAAAUACUUACAUUUUUUUUAUUGUAAAUGCCAAUUCAUAAUGUAACGUUAUUAAGUACAGUAAUAUUGACAAAUAUAGCCAUUGAUAUAAAAUUCUUCUUUAUUUAUGAAGACUGACUAGCUGGAGUAGUUCGUAGUUCCAGAUGCUUUUUGGUACACCAAAGAAAUACUGUGGAAUUUGGCUUAUUCUCAUGCUGCUGGCUUAUAGUCUGCUUACAUUUCUAAAUAUAAAUCUUAUGCCAUAAGUAAAAUGUAAAUAAGUUGAAGUUUUUAUUUGCUUUUUACAACUAAAACUAGCUAUCCAGUCCCACUGGUGUUGGUAAGGAAAAGAUCUCACCCCUACUAUGUAGGUUGGUGGACACAUGUAAUGCACAUAUGUGACUUCAUUUAUACAGGUAUAUAUGAAGCAAAGAUCAUACUACUGUACAUAGACUGUAUAAAGAUGUUCAACUCGGGCAAAAUGUUAUUCAGCUUUUGCCCUCAAGUGGCUGUUGAAAAACUCUGAUGUCAUCAUAUGGCAUGACCUACAAGUGUGUCUGUAAGGUUUUUACUUUUAUCUAAUCAAGUUCAAGUUACAAAAAAGAAAAUGUAAUUGAAACAAAGUCAUAGUUGAUGGAAAAGGUGUGAGAAGGCAAAAUUUAGCUGUGGAGGAAACAAUCAAGUUUUAUGACCACACCAUAGCUGUAUGACACCAUAACUUGUAGUGGGCUGCAUAGGCUGGCCUAUGUAGUGAUUGAUGGAAACAGCCAGCUCUUGGGAGCAGAAUGACAUCUACUGUGACAUCUACAUGAUAACUAGAUAUUAAUAUAUAAAUUCUUCAUACUGUAUUAAUUGGUAUAGUAUAUUGCAAAUAACUCGCAAGGGUUAUAGAAAUCUUUGACACCUGAUGUUCUUAUAAAUCAUUUUUAAAUUCAUUAUAAUUGUAUUGUAUCUGGAAUCUAUAUUUUUUAUAGAAAACACCGUAGUAUUGUUACAGUACAGCAUUCAGACAGCUAACAACAUUGUUUGCAACUGAGCUGAUUAGUCUGCAACAAACCAUUUGACAAUUUUUUUGACUGUGAUAAUGUCACGACUGUUAUUAUGAUGUUCAUGUCUACUCAUAGGUAGCUCCAUCAUCAAGCACAAAUACCCAAAAGUAUUUGCUUGAACAUCUUUAUAUAUACUGUAUACAGUAUAUUUUUGACCUUUGGCAUGAAAGCAAUGUGUCCUGUAGUCACUCAGCGUGAGCAUGCUUGAUAAAAGUAUUUGAUGUGUAAUGUAAUUGUUCAUUUUGUGUGCCUGGAAGACUGGGUGAUGGUGGUGUAAUUUAUAUCACUCAGGUUGGUCGCCGUAUGUAGUGGAAACAGGAGUACAUUAAUGUAACUACUGUACACAUCAUUAUCAUUAUUGAUAUUUGAUAUAUCUGUAGUUGCUUCUGUCCUAGUAAGUGCUUUUAAAUGUUUGAUGAAUUCGGUGAGGCCAUUGACUUAACAUGUUGCAAAUUAGAUACGUAUAUUUUUUUUUCGGUGUGUUUGAGUAAUAGUUAUUGUUUAAGACUGUUGAGAGACUUGCUGUACAUAGCGAUUCAGUGAAUAUGUCCAUAUGUGUCUGCUUCACGGAGAGUAUAUCUAAAGUCGAGGUGAUAUAUCAGAAUAAGUGUUUGAUGUGUUUUGAAGUGUUUUUCGUACGUAUACCUUGUGAAUAUUUGUAAUAUAUAUAUACAUAUAUGGUAGCCUUAGAAAGUGAGGUUAUUUUUGUCAGUAAUUAGAAAUGCAGAGAUAGCUAUUUCCCAAAAAUCAUUUCAGUAUACUCAACAAAAGAAUGAAUAUUCUGUUCUUUAAUAAAAAGAGUGAUAUCUAUGAUAUUGCUGAUCAUAUGAAAAAGA
Messenger RNA from Homarus americanus (American lobster), 3192 nucleotides. It is a transcript of the gene Ykt6, whose product is annotated as synaptobrevin homolog YKT6-like. Bases 171 to 770 code for a protein of 199 amino acids. The record is from RefSeq and is a predicted model, not a curated record. NCBI's taxonomy places the organism in Eukaryota, Metazoa, Arthropoda, Malacostraca, Decapoda, Nephropidae. Gene Ontology annotation, molecular function: SNAP receptor activity. Gene Ontology annotation, cellular component: Golgi apparatus; membrane. The transcript is spliced from 5 exons. Gene Ontology annotation, biological process: endoplasmic reticulum to Golgi vesicle-mediated transport.